GGUCAAGGCUGUUAUCGCCCGGCCUGCAUUAGGUGUUGACAGUGUCGUCUGCAAGAGAGCGUCGGGAAGAUGGACGGACGAAAGCUUUCACGCCAUUUCUCCAGGGCAGAAGAUCUAGAUUCUGAAGGCACGCUUAAGAUCCUCGUCUGUGGUGGCGGUAAUGGUGCUCACUGUAUGGCCGCCUUAGCUUCCUCUCGGCCGCACGUGGACGUGCGCGUGCUGACCUUGUACGCGGACGAAGCCGAGCGUUGGACGCAAGCACUGAAGGAGGAAGACAUGACGAUAUCCAUCACGUACAGUGAGGAUAACAUUGAAGACGUUAAGUCACGACCUUCUCUGGUAACUAAAGACCCCGCUAAGGCAGCUGAAGGUAUUCACAUGAUUUUCUUCACAGUUCCAGCUUUUGCCCAUGCGCAAUAUCUACAGGCGAUUGCACCACACAUUCUUGAUAAUACAUUACUGAUUGGAUUACCAGGGCAGGCUGGAUUUGAAUUUCAGGCAGUCAAGGCAUUAGGAGAUAAGGCGAAGCAAUGCGCAGUCGCAUCGUUUGAAUCACUUCCUUGGGCCUGCCGGACUUUAGAGUUCGGACGUCAUGUACAACUGCUAGGGUUUAAAGAAGCCCUAGGCGCCGCAAUACUAAUAGGCAGCAAGAGCAACCUAACGUCGCAUUCUCUCGACAUUAUACAGUUCAUCUUCGGGGAGAACCCCGUCUUCAAAGUCAUUAACAACUAUGUUGCCAUUAAUCUGAUGGCAAAGAGUAUCAUCCAUCCACCCCUGAUGUAUGGCCGGUGGAGAAGAUACACCGAUGAGGUUCUUCAUGAGAAACCGUUAUUUUACCAAGGUGUCGAUGACGAACAAGCAAGUCUUCUGUCCAAGGUCAGCGAUGAGGUUGUAAUGACGGCCAAGGUUAUUGAAUCAAAACGUAAAAAUAUUGACAUGUCUGCAGUUAUCCACAUCCUCGACUGGUACCGGGAGUAUUAUUGCCAUGAGAUAUCCGAUCAUAGCUGUUUGAAGAACGCCAUGCAGACAAACAAGGCAUAUGACGGACUGCUCCAUCCAAUGAAACAAGUAGCUACUAAAGGCAGCGAGGGUUUUGUGCCCGACUUCAACUACAGGUAUAUCAGAGAGGACGUACCGUUCGGACUGGUAGUGAUGAAAGGAAUAGCCCAGAUCGCUGGCGUGGACACCCCAACCAUUGACAUCAUUAUAGAAUGGGCACAGAAACAGCUCAACAAGGAGUACAUCGUAGGCAAUCGCCUUAACGGCAAGGAUAUCGGCGAGACUCGUGCGCCACAGGUAUACGGAUUCGAAACCAUUGAAGAUCUCUUCCAUAUAUAAUAACAAUAGAUGAUAAUACGACUAGUAGAUUAGGUAGAUGGUGUCAUGGAGAUAGUCAUCAACAUUGCAGUUUUGUGAUCUGGAAAGUCCGUAUACAACAAGUGGUGAACUAAAAUUUGUAGAUUUGUUAUUUGAUGCUCUCGGCCUUACACUAAAGACGAACCGUUCCACUCUUGGUGCAGUAUCAUUUUACCAGGCCGAACUUCCUUCUCUUGUAUAACAAAUAUCGUGUUGUUAAGGUACAGGAGAAAGAAGAAUCGUGUGCGGCUUUGAGUAAGCACUGUAGCCCUGAAGCACGAGAAGUGUCAACCUGUGGCUAGAGACAGGAUCGUUCCAUGCUUAGAAAAUGGCAAAAUGAUCAGCUUUGGACGAUUUCUGGUGUGUGAUACUAUUGCCAUCGAUCAAUUGGCGAACAUGUAUACGUAUAUUAGAGACUCACUAUCACUUAGAAUGGACAGUUUGUAGAUUAUAAUAGUAGACAUGUAAACGUUUUACAAAAAACCCAAUGUAUGUGUAUGUACUGCCUUUAUGAUUUGUCUCCCUUUUGCGCAUUCUAUGAUAAGAUUAAGGCCGAUCUCGCGAGUAAUGUUCAUUUAAAAAAAGAAAUCAUGUAUUUAAUCAUUGCUGCACAAAGAUACUGAAGCUGAUGGUGAGAACAUGACGAUAAUUGCAUUAUCUAUAUCGUGUCAUAUCUAAAACAAACAAACAUACAUCAGCUAUACAGGACAGUUCGCCCCGUGACAGAAAACGUCAUUAGUGGCGGCUUACUAAGCCUUUAAAAUUGUCCUACAAUAACAAAUUAUGCAAGAGAUAAAUGAUUGCACAAGGAGCAUAACCCCAUUGGGUAUUUUGUACAAUUCGGGCUAUAGCAUAUAUCAUAUAUCAUAUAUUGGACUUACGUUCUAUAACUUCAGACAUAUUACUGAAGAUUAUCUAUUCAUUUAUAUCACAAUUAUUGAUCGUAAAUUAACAUAAUUCUAACGCUAAGACGUAUGACCAAUUAGUCCAGUCAAUUUACUCAAUUUACAGUUAUGGGAUCCUACAACAUUGUGCGAUGUGCACACGAUGGCCUCACGAUGUGCACACGAUAGAAUACAUGAGCAAUAAUAUCAUGCACGAUGAGAUAUCGAAGCGAAGUGUGUACGAUAGCUAUUGUGGUUGAUAUAAAUUUAGGAAUUUAGGAAACAUCAGUAAGUCGGCGGCGGCGUCCGCACAGAGGUUUCCGUGCGACCCUAGUUAAAGUGCGGAUAAUUUAAGUUUUUCUUUAUUAUUUCAUACCAACUAAAACUUCAUACACAAUUUACAUGGUGAUUGUAAUCUAUAUAUAAAUUAUACACCUUCGUCAUGAUCGAUACAUUCUGUAUUUUUGUUGUUUCGCACUAUGGUUCGUUCGAACUUACGAAACCGCAUAGGGCACUUUUGUGCGGACGAUGUCUGCAUGAUGCUUUUGGUGCAUUGUGCGAUCACAAAAAAGCGGGACAUAGUUUCAACAUAAUAUUAAACUUGUUUUUUGGGGGACGGCGGAUACCUACAUCAUAUAAGAGGGGAAAACCGAUCAUUUGGAAAAUGUCUUGAUGGCAUUCUAAGAGAUACGAAGAAACGUUCAACAAUCACAUUUGUGACCUUCCGAACUGUAAUAUCUACCUCUUGUGUAAUAAUAUAGAAAUUUAUACACUCCAGAACGGAUGUAGGAGUAUACUAUCAGCGUGUCUGUCCGUACUCAACAUCCUUAUUGGGUGCAUUCACCGACACGUUAAAAUAUCUUUGUCGCCUAAGGAGACAAGAUUUAAAGCAAUUUUGUAUUCUACCCACAAUUCAUUGAAUUUCACGAUGUAUAUACUCUUUUAGCGACGGAAUGAACGAAAAUAAAAACUGAUCUUGAAAUUCCAA
Messenger RNA from Pecten maximus, 3228 nucleotides. Its product is annotated as opine dehydrogenase-like. The coding region runs from base 70 to 1338 and encodes 422 amino acids. The record is from RefSeq and is a predicted model, not a curated record. Gene Ontology annotation, molecular function: oxidoreductase activity. The transcript is spliced from 2 exons. NCBI's taxonomy places the organism in Eukaryota, Metazoa, Mollusca, Bivalvia, Pectinida, Pectinidae.